AUGGCUCGUUUGCUCGUUUGCACAUUCCUGCUGUCCGCGGUUUCCAUCGCCCUCAUCCACGGUGCAACGAUCGCUAGCGGUCCGGGCAGGAAGCUGAACAUUCCCGCCUUCAACAAUGCAGGCAAAACGGUUGGCUUGGAGGUAUGGCGUGUUGAGAACUUCCAGCCCGUAGUCAUCCCCAAGGCAGAGCAUGGAAAAUUCUACACCGGCGAUUCGUACAUCGUGAUGAACACGAAGGAAGACAAGAAUAAGCUCAAAUCGCACGACAUCCACUUCUGGCUCGGAACGAAAACUACCCAAGAUGAGGCCGGUUCUGCGGCGAUCCUGUCCGUCCAGCUGGACGACAUGUUGGGCGGUGUGCCGGUACAGCACCGAGAAGUCGAAGGUACGGAAUCGGAUCUGUUCCUCGGCUACUUCAAGGGUGGUGUGCGGUAUCUUGAGGGUGGCGUUGCCAGUGGCUUCAAGCACGUAACCACCAACGAUCCGGGCGCGAAGCGGCUCUUCCACAUCAAGGGCUCGAAAAACAUCCGCGUGCGGCAGGUAGAGCUAGCGGUGUCGGCCAUGAACAAGGGUGAUUGCUUCAUACUGGAUGCGGGUCGUGAAAUUUACGUGUACGUUGGACCCCAUGCAGGGCGCGUGGAGAAGCUGAAGGCUAUCAAUUUCGCCAACGAUCUACGCGAUCAGGACCAUGCCGGACGGUCGAAGGUGCACAUUAUUGAUGAGUUUUCCACGCUGACGGACCAGGAGAACUUCUUCACGAUUUUGGGCUCCGGAUCACCGACCCUGGUGCCGGAUCAAUCGACGGCUGCAGCUGAUGCCGCUUUCGAGAAGACGGAUGCGGCACGAGUGCAGCUGUACCGCGUAACCGAUGCAAAGGGUAAACUAGCCGUCGAACCGAUCACUGAGCGCCCGCUGAAGCAGGAGUUCCUCAAGCAGGAGGAUUCCUUCAUCCUGGACACUGGCAGCGGUCUGUACGUGUGGAUCGGCAAGGGAGCGACCCAGCAAGAAAAGACACAAGCGCUUGCCAAGGCGCAGGAGUUUAUCGGCUCCAAGAAGUACCCGGCCUGGACACCGGUCGAACGGAUUGUGCAGAACGCUGAAACGGCUCCAUUCAAACACUUCUUCCAGACCUGGCGCAUUGCUGGAUCGAACCAAUCGCGUUUGGUGUAA
Messenger RNA from Anopheles marshallii, 1170 nucleotides. RefSeq names its product gelsolin-like. Gene Ontology annotation, biological process: actin filament severing; actin polymerization or depolymerization; barbed-end actin filament capping. Gene Ontology annotation, molecular function: actin filament binding; phosphatidylinositol-4,5-bisphosphate binding. The transcript has 2 exons. Lineage: Eukaryota; Metazoa; Arthropoda; Insecta; Diptera; Culicidae. The coding region runs from base 1 to 1170 and encodes 389 amino acids. The record is from RefSeq and is a predicted model, not a curated record. Gene Ontology annotation, cellular component: actin cytoskeleton; cytoplasm.